Messenger RNA from Pyricularia oryzae 70-15, 1705 nucleotides. Its product is annotated as ent-kaurene oxidase. The coding region runs from base 26 to 1705 and encodes 559 amino acids. The record is from RefSeq and is a predicted model, not a curated record. Gene Ontology annotation, molecular function: heme binding; oxidoreductase activity, acting on paired donors, with incorporation or reduction of molecular oxygen; monooxygenase activity. The transcript is spliced from 5 exons. NCBI's taxonomy places the organism in Eukaryota, Fungi, Ascomycota, Sordariomycetes, Magnaporthales, Pyriculariaceae.
CGUGUCGGAUAUUUGCCGAAACCGAAUGUCCAUUCCGCUGGGUAUAUUAUAUAUAGUGUGUAUAUACUGCCACAAAGUGCAUCUCUCAACACAAGUUGGGACUCAGGUUGGAACAUCCGUCCACAAAACACAGCUACCCAAGAUGUCUACACUUGAGCUUUUUUCAAAUAUAACCAGUCCCGUUUCCGACGAUUUGAGAGAUGGCACCGCGUUCAAAUAUGCGCCGUACCUAGUCACGGCCAUCUUUGUUCUCGCUAUAGUUUACAGCAAGCGCGAAAGCUACCCGGACCUCCCCCGGCUAAACCCUAAAGGCCCUUUGGAGUUCGGAUGGGCAAAGCGGCUUAAUCACUUUAUGGUUCACAGCCCCGAACUAUUGGCCGAAGCUUCGCGCCGUUUCGGGGACAAUCCGUUCAAACUAUUUACGGAUUUGGGAGAUAUUGUCGUCGUCCCGGCCAAAUAUGCUAAUGAGCUCAAGAACCACCGUGGAAUGAAUUUUAUGGAGGUGGGAGUCGAUUCGGUUCAUACCUACCUUCCCGGCUUCGAGCCUUUUGCCGCCACGCCCGCCCUGGUAAAAGUCGUCAACAACAAUUUGACCAAAACUUUGGCAAAACUCACGGCGCCUAUGGUGCAAGAGGCUGCUCUAGGGUCGUCGGAUAUCUUUGGCGAAUCAAAAGAAUGGCACGAGGUAUCCAUCGAGCAAAUCAUGGGCUUUAUCUUGCGCAUCUCCAGCCGUAUAUUUAUUGGCCAAGAACUUUGCAGAAGCAAACAAUGGUUGGAAGCUUCACGCGCGUGGACGCACGUCGCGUUUCAGGCCGUCUUCACUCUAAGGGCGUACCCCCGUUUCUGGAGACCGUGGAUACACUGGUCCAUACCAUGUGUAAACGACUCUCGACGAAAGCUCAAACUUUGCCGCGAGGUGCUGCAGCCAUAUAUCGACAAACGCAACAUUGUCAAGGCGGAAGCCAUUGCCAGGGGUGAACCGAGCCCGUUUGAUGAUUCGAUCGAAUGGUUUGAGCAGGAAAACAAAACCGAUUUCGACCCGGCCCAAAAACAACUGCAGCUUAUAGUGGCCGCCGUCCACACUACGACCGAUUUACUUGUUGUUGCUUUGGUGAAUAUUGCCAAAAAUCCCGAGAUAAUCGGCCCGUUGCGUGAGGAAAUUAUAAGUAGCUUAUCAGAAGAAGGGUUGAAAAUAUCAGCUUUCGAAAAACUCAAGCUUAUGGAUGCCGUUUUCAAAGAAUCUCAGAGACUGAAGCCUAUCGCGACAAUCGCUUUCCGCCGUAAGGCCAUGGAGGAUGUUGUGCUUUCGGACGGAUUCAAAAUCAAAAAGGGCACUAUAAUUGGCAUCGAUGGCAUCAAAGCCCUCCGGGACGAAAGGGUGUAUCCGGACCCGCUGCGCUGGGACCCGUACCGCUACAUCAAACUGCGAGAGGCCGGCGAGGCGGCCAAGGCCCGUCUGGUCAGCGUUACUCAAGAGCACUUUGGAUUCGGUCACGGCUUCCACGCCUGCCCCGGCCGUUUUUUCGCCGCCAACGAACUCAAGAUCGCACUGGCUCGAAUUAUACUGAACUACGACAUCACGGUUCCCGAGGACGUGAAGAACCUGCCCGAGGCCUUUUCCGGGUCCAAUUACAAGAUACCAAAGGGGACUAGGUUCUUGUUCAAGAGGCGAAAGGAGGAGCUGGACCUGAGCACUCUGGUGUGA